Messenger RNA from Manihot esculenta (cassava), 1620 nucleotides. RefSeq names its product alkylbase DNA glycosidase-like protein mag2. The record is from RefSeq and is a predicted model, not a curated record. The coding region runs from base 195 to 1364 and encodes 389 amino acids. NCBI's taxonomy places the organism in Eukaryota, Viridiplantae, Streptophyta, Magnoliopsida, Malpighiales, Euphorbiaceae. Gene Ontology annotation, cellular component: protein-DNA complex; nucleus. Gene Ontology annotation, biological process: base-excision repair, AP site formation; DNA alkylation repair; base-excision repair. Gene Ontology annotation, molecular function: DNA-3-methyladenine glycosylase activity; alkylated DNA binding; DNA-7-methylguanine glycosylase activity. The transcript has 2 exons.
UGAAUACCUGGUUGCCUCUUAAAACCGGUCAAUAAUGCCGUAUCCGGUUACUCCACCUCACAGGUCCUGAGUAAAACCACUGUCCAUUGCAAACCCAUGUCGCCAGCUCCUUCCUCUUGAGCCACCACCACCGCCACCGACGACAUUUGCACUGUUGUCCUUCUCAAACUCACCCUCAAUUUCUCUGAUCGCACAUGGGCGAGCAAACCCAACAUCAACACCAAUCGCAACCUCAACCCCAACCCCAUCCCCAGACCCAAUCUCAACCUCUGUCCCAAAUCCAAGCCCAGGUUCAAGCGCAGUCACAGCCUCAGCCUCACCAUGACCCCCUCACUUCUUCUAUCACCAGCACCACCACCACUGAAUUAAUCGCUAUCCCUCAGCAAACCGUCUCUCCUCUGGCCAAAAUUCCUCCUUCCCGGCCUCGCAAAGUCCGUAAGCUCUCUCCCGAUGACGCCGCAUCCACCGCCAAUGACCCCAAUUCCUUGCAAAUUAUCACCACAACCAGAGACGGUCCUAAAACCACAGCGAAAUCCGCUAAAAUCAAAACCAGCCAACAGCGAGCCCUGGCCGUCGUAACCCCGCGGAUCAUUGCGAGGUCAUUGUCGUGCGAAGGCGAGGUGGAGAACGCGAUUCGACAUCUUCGCAACGCCGAUCCACUUCUUGCCUCUUUAAUUGAUCUCCACCCUCCUCCUACUUUCGAUACUUUCCACACUCCUUUCCUUGCAUUGACUCGAAGCAUUCUCUACCAGCAGCUCGCUUUUAAAGCCGGUACUUCAAUCUACACCCGCUUUAUCGCUCUCUGUGGCGGAGAGGCCGAUGUCCUACCGGAUACGGUGCUUGCUUUGACAACCCAGCAGCUGCGGCAAAUUGGGGUUUCGGGGCGUAAAGCUAGUUAUCUUCAUGAUCUUGCAAGGAAGUAUCACAAUGGGAUCUUGUCGGAUUCCGCAAUUGUAAAUAUGGAUGAUAAGUCACUUUUCACUAUGCUUACUAUGGUUAAUGGGAUUGGCUCAUGGUCGGUGCACAUGUUUAUGAUUUUUUCGCUGCAUAGACCGGACGUGCUGCCCAUUAACGAUCUUGGGGUGCGCAAAGGAGUGCAGUUGCUGUACAAUUUGGAAGAGUUGCCCCGUCCGUCGCAGAUGGAUCAAUUGUGCGACAAAUGGAGGCCUUACAGGUCAGUGGCUUCUUGGUACCUUUGGAGAUUUGUGGAGGCAAAGGGGUCGCCUUCAAGUGCUGUGGCAGUGGCAACUGGUGCUAGUAUGACGCAGCAACAACAGGAGGAACAGCAACACCAGCAGCAACCUCAACUUCUCGACCCAAUUAAUAGCAUUCUCAACCUCGGGGCCUGUGCUUGGGGACAAUGAUAGGGACAUGGGAGGGUUGGUUGAUAACCCCCCAUCAAACGAUCAUUUGAGAAGUGCUUACAGAGCAGUGCAAAGAAGUUACUGGUUACUCUAGGCUUGGACAUUUGAAUAGUUAAGAGAGGUGUAUUUUGUCUAGUAAACAUCCUUCGAAAAUAAGACUACAUGUGUGGAAGUUCUAUUGCCUUUGUUAAGAGUGUUUGUAUCAAACUCUUACUGGAGAUUAUAGAGUUCAAAGAACUUCACUUUUUUGCCUUUA